Phytophthora infestans T30-4 is the source of this 1152-nucleotide messenger RNA. RefSeq lists its product as uncharacterized. The record is from RefSeq and is a predicted model, not a curated record. NCBI's taxonomy places the organism in Eukaryota, Oomycota, Peronosporomycetes, Peronosporales, Peronosporaceae. The coding region runs from base 1 to 1152 and encodes 383 amino acids. The transcript is spliced from 2 exons.
AUGGACGAAGCUGCCCCACCGUCGCCCACUCCGGCGUCCGGAAGCUUGCCGGAGCUAACACGAAGGCUGCAAGGCGAGCGGGAUGCUCUACGUAUAGAGGUGGAAGAGCUGACGCGUCGACUAGCGCAGGAACGCACUGCUCGAUCCACACUAGAAAACGAGGCGCAACUGCGCGAACUGGAGUUGCGUCACGUGCAGCAACGCUGCACCCAAGCAGCGCAGCAGGCUCGUGACAAGCAGAUGGCGCUGGAAAAGGAGCUGGAGGACGAGGUGGCCAUGCACAAGAUGGCAGUACUGGGCAGGAACGCCGCUACACAGAAGAACACGACGCUGGCCGCAGAGCUUAAAACCAUGGAGACCAAGUGGAAGAAGGAGCUAGAGAAGAAGGAAAUUGCCAUGGCAGAAGCUGAAUUAGCUGCGGAUGAGAUCCAAAAGCUUAAAGCAGAUCGAGAUCAGCUCGUACAACGCACAGAGAGCGACGCUAAACGUGUACGAGAACUGUGGCAGCAGAUCGCACGAGAACAUGAAGUAAAAGUGGGAGCUCUCAAACAGGAACUAGACAAUGCUCGACAAAUGGAAGAAAAGACGGCGCUACAGGAACAGCUCGCUGCGGCUACGAGUAAAACAUCACGUUCGCUAGAGCAGCAGGAGCUGGAUCGCCUAAAGGAAAAAAGCUGGGGGAACAAACAGCACCGCACAGCGUUAAAAUUGCAACAAGCUACUAGUGAUUGCAAAUUACACGCACAACGAGAAGAGGCGGCUGUCAAAGAACGGGACGCGGCGGUGCUGGCAGCACGCAAAGCCAAGGAAGUUAUGGAGGAACGUACCGAGGAGUUAUUAGCUCUCAAAACCGAGUUCGCAGACCUUUUAGAUAAAAAUGAGCUGCUGGCCACGCAAUUCAAGCAAUCAGCUCGUGAACGGGAGGCAAAACUCAUACGUCGCACCCAGCAGCUUCGUGACGGUAAGCGCUGUGCCGAGGAACUGGCACAGCUACGACGAAAAGAGGUAUCUGGGUACUUGCAAGUAAUUUAUGCAGUGAACGCUAGGCUCACCGAAGUCCAAGAGCUCAACGGAGCUACUCAAAGCAACGCCUGGUCAUUGCCUCAGGAUGCUAGCAAGUCGAAAACUUCAUUAUGUAUCUAUCGCCAUUAA